ACAAUGAAACACAGUUUUGCUUUUGACAACAUGGGCUAUGAGGAGAGCUUUGAAACCAUGCCCUCUCCAUCUUCCCAAGAGCACACUGUGGCAGUCAACAUUGUGGGAAUGACUUGCCAAUCUUGUGUGCAGUCAAUAGAAGGCCGAAUUUCCAAGGUGAAGGGCAUUGUGAGUAUUAAAGUCUCCCUUGAACAGAACAAUGCUGUAAUAAAGUAUCUGCAAUCGGAAAUAAGUCCUGAACAGAUUUGCCAGGAAAUUCAGGAUAUGGGAUUUGACGCCAACAUAACAGAAGAGAAGUUGACAACAGCGACCAUAAAUUUGUCGUGCUUGAGAGAAGCAGUAGUUAAGCUUCGGGUAGAAGGCAUGACAUGCCAGUCCUGUGUCACCAACAUUGAAGGAAAGAUUAGGAAACUGCAUGGUGUGGUGAAAAUCAAGGUGUCGCUUGGUAACCAGGAAGCAAUUAUUGCUUACUAUCCUUACAUCAUUCAGCCUGAUGACCUCAAGAGCCAUAUCAGUAACCUGGGGUAUGACUGCACCAUUAAAAGUAAACCAGCCCUUUUAAAGCUGGGUGUCCUUGAUCUCGGGCGCCUGCAGAAUGCAAACCCCAAGGAGACACCAGCAAGUCCUGAGAGUGACAAGGUGGAUCCACUGGUCGCCGAGAUGAGUGGCACAGCUACGGUGGAUAUACAGAUAGAAGGCAUGCACUGCAAGUCCUGGACCAUAUCACAGAGACAAGGAGUGCAAUGUAUAGCAGUUUCUCUAGCUGACAGAACUGGGACCAUACAUUAUGAUCCAGCUGUCACUAAUGGAGGAGAGUUAAGAGCUGCCAUAGAAGACAUGGGGUUUGAUGCUUCGGUGCUGACAGAUACCGCCACUGGAGAAUGUAGGCACCAGCCUGACACCAGCAAUGCUGCCGUGCAGCCUCGAGCUCCAGAGACUCCUCACCAAGGCUGUGCCUCGGAUGCUCUUCCGGACAGUCCUCACCUUGAUGGGCCAAACCAGCCCAGCGGAGUGACAGCUGAAAAGUGUUUUUUACAAAUCACGGGCAUGACCUGUGCAUCAUGUGUGUCCACCAUUGAAAGAAAUUUGCAGAAAGAAGACGGAAUUGUUUCAGUGUUGGUAGCACUGAUGGCAGGUAAAGCAGAGAUAAAAUACAAGCCAGAAUUCAUACAGCCUCUUGAAAUAGCACAGCUGAUCCAGAAUUUGGGUUUUGAAGCUACCGUCAUAGAAGAUCAUGCAGAAACAGAAGGCAAUGUGGAACUUCUUAUUACAGGGAUGACUUGUGCUUCUUGCGUUCACAAUAUUGAAUCCAAACUCAUGAGAACAAAUGGCAUAUUCUACGCCUCAGUUGCACUUGCUACUUGCAAAGCUCACAUCCAGUUUGAUCCUGAAAUUACUGGACCUCGAGAUAUUAUAAAAAUAAUUGAGGAAAUUGGCUUUCAUGCUUCUGUGGCUAGAAGAGUUCCAAAUGCACAUAACCUGGAUCAUAAAAAGGAAAUACAGCAGUGGAGGAAAUCUUUCUUGUGCAGCCUACUGUUUGGUAUCCCUGUCUUAAUACUAAUGAUUUAUAUGCUAAUACCCGACGGUGAGCACCAUGGGUCUAUGGUGCUGGAACAGAACCUCAUUCCUGGAUUAUCUAUUUUAAAUCUUCUCUUCUUUGUCCUGUGCACUUUUGUUCAGUUUCUUGGUGGAUGGUAUUUUUAUGUACAAGCUUACAAAUCACUGAAGCACAAGACAGCCAAUAUGGAUGUGCUCAUCGUACUGGCCACGACCAUUGCUUAUGUGUAUUCGUGUGUGAUCCUGAUGGUAGCGAUAAUUGAAAAGGCAGAAAAAAGCCCUGUCACUUUCUUUGACACUCCUCCGAUGCUGUUUGUGUUCAUUGCCCUUGGGAGAUGGCUGGAACACAUAGCAAAGAGUAAGACCUCAGAAGCUCUUGCUAAACUUAUAUCUCUUCAAGCCACAGAAGCCACUGUGGUGACUCUUGGACCUGACCACUCUAUUGUCAGGGAGGAGCAGGUAGCGGUUGAACUGGUUCAAAGGGGUGAUAUAAUAAAGGUUGUUCCUGGUGGAAAGUUCCCAGUGGAUGGAAAGGUCAUUGAAGGCAGUUCUAUGGCAGACGAGUCUCUCAUUACUGGGGAAGCUAUGCCAGUCACUAAAAAGCCUGGGAGCACAGUGAUUGCUGGUUCAAUAAAUGCACAUGGCUCAGUUCUUGUUAAUGCAACUCAUGUUGGUAAUGAUACCACUCUGGCACAAAUCGUGAAAUUGGUGGAAGAAGCUCAAAUGUCAAAGGCACCCAUCCAGCAAUUGGCAGAUAAGUUUAGUGGAUAUUUUGUUCCAUUUAUCAUCAUCAUUUCAACAGUGACGUUGAUAGUAUGGAUCACAAUUGGUUUUAUAAAUUUUGAUGUUAUUCAAAAGUAUUUUCCUAAUCAGAACAAACAGGUUUCAAAAGCUGAACUAAUACUGAGGUUUGCGUUUCAAACCUCAAUCACUGUGCUGAGCAUUGCAUGCCCAUGUUCUUUAGGCUUGGCUACUCCCACAGCUGUGAUGGUGGGCACAGGAGUUGCUGCACAGAAUGGUAUUCUCAUCAAAGGCGGAAAACCCCUGGAAAUGGCACACAAGAUCAAGACUGUGAUGUUUGAUAAAACUGGGACCAUCACCUGCGGAGUUCCUAAAGUCAUGAGGGUGCUUUUGCUGGGAGACACAGCUGUGCUCCCUCUGAAGAAGGUACUGGUGGUGGUUGGCACUGCAGAAGCCAGCAGCGAGCAUCCUUUAGGAGUGGCAGUGACUAAAUAUUGCAAAGAGGAGCUUGGCACUCAGAGCCUGGGAUACUGCACCAACUUCCAGGCAGUCCCGGGCUGUGGCAUCAGCUGCAAAGUCGGAGGUGUUGAGGCUGUCCUGGGCAUGGCUGAGGAGGGUCUCGAUAAGCUGGACGCUAACAGGAGCGGGGACAGCAGUGCUCCUCUGGCAGGUCCAUCAGCUUCUCAUACAUACUCGGUGUUGAUUGGAAAUCGUGAGUGGAUGCGACGCAAUGGCUUGCAUAUUGCAAAUGAUGUAAAUGAUGCAAUGACAGACCAUGAAACGAAAGGACAGACUGCCAUACUAGUGGCUAUAGAUGGAGUGUUGUGUGGAAUGAUUGCAAUAGCAGACACUGUCAAGCAGGAGGCAGCCCUUGCUGUGCACACGCUGAAAAACAUGGGAAUAGAUGUGGUGCUGAUAACGGGGGACAACAGAAAAACUGCAAAAGCCAUUGCUACUCAGGUUGGGAUCAAAAAAGUCUUUGCUGAGGUUCUUCCUUCUCACAAGGUUGCAAAGGUCCAGGAGCUCCAAAAUGGGAGAAGGAAGGUUGCGAUGGUUGGUGAUGGAGUCAAUGAUUCCCCUGCACUAGCCAGGGCCGAUGUUGGAAUUGCAAUUGGAACGGGCACUGAUGUUGCCAUUGAAGCAGCAGAUGUUGUUCUUAUCCGAAACGAUUUGCUGGAUGUAGUUGCCAGUAUUCACUUAUCAAAGAGAACAGUCCGAAGAAUACGAAUAAAUCUGAUUCUUGCCUUAAUUUAUAAUCUGCUUGGAAUACCCAUAGCAGCAGGUGUAUUCAUGCCUGUUGGCCUUGUGCUUCAGCCUUGGAUGGGAUCAGCUGCAAUGGCAGCUUCUUCUGUGUCUGUUGUGCUGUCUUCCCUGCAGCUGAAAUGUUAUAAGAAGCCAGACACAGAAAGUUAUGAAGUACAAGCUCAAGGCCGCAUGAAGCCACUUACUCCUUCCCAAAUCAGUGUUCAUAUUGGAAUGGAUGAUAGGAGGAGGGAUUCAUCCAGACCAACUCCUUGGGAUCAGAUUAGCCAAGUGUCCCUCUCUUCCUUGACUUCAGACAAGCUGCCGAGAUGUAAUGGUUUUGUUGAGGAGGAAGGGGACAAGUGGUCAUUGCUCAUGAAUGGAGGAGAUGAAGAACAGUACAUCUGA
Messenger RNA from Gavia stellata (red-throated loon), 3948 nucleotides. RefSeq names its product ATPase copper transporting beta (gene ATP7B). Gene Ontology annotation, cellular component: membrane. The transcript is spliced from 21 exons. The coding region runs from base 4 to 3948 and encodes 1314 amino acids. Gene Ontology annotation, molecular function: ATP hydrolysis activity; P-type divalent copper transporter activity; ATP binding. Gene Ontology annotation, biological process: monoatomic cation transport; copper ion homeostasis. Lineage: Eukaryota; Metazoa; Chordata; Aves; Gaviiformes; Gaviidae. The record is from RefSeq and is a predicted model, not a curated record.